Macrobrachium nipponense is the source of this 3897-nucleotide messenger RNA. RefSeq names its product mitogen-activated protein kinase kinase kinase kinase 3-like (gene hppy). Lineage: Eukaryota; Metazoa; Arthropoda; Malacostraca; Decapoda; Palaemonidae. Gene Ontology annotation, biological process: protein phosphorylation; intracellular signal transduction. The record is from RefSeq and is a predicted model, not a curated record. Gene Ontology annotation, cellular component: cytoplasm. Gene Ontology annotation, molecular function: MAP kinase kinase kinase kinase activity; ATP binding.
GUGAACAGUCAAUUGAACAAGGGAAUAGUAUUGCAAGGUCGUCUGUAGUCCUGAAAGAACAUUUAAAGGAAUUUUAUCACUUGUGUCUCGGCGUGGUGGGAGCGCCUUGGCAUUAUGGCUGGUGGUGGGGGAGGGUCUUCUGCUGCGGCGGCGGCAGCCCUGUCGUCAGACAUAAGCCGCCGCAACCCCCAAGAUGAGUACGAACUCAUCCAACGUAUUGGGAGUGGAACCUAUGGAGAUGUUUACAAGGCGAAACGACUCAUUACAAAUGAGUUUGCAGCCAUUAAAGUCAUCAAACUGGAACCUGGUGAUGAUUUCACCAUUAUUCAGCAAGAAAUCCUCAUGAUGAAGGACUGCCGGCAUCCAAACAUAGUGGCUUACUUUGGAAGUUAUCUUCGCCGGGACAAACUCUGGAUAUGCAUGGAAUUUUGUGGUGGGGGUUCUUUGCAGGAUAUAUAUCACAUAACUGGACCUCUUCAAGAACGCCAUAUUGGUUAUAUGUGCCGUGAAACACUGCGUGGUCUUGAGUAUCUUCAUCGAAUGGGAAAAAUGCAUCGGGAUAUUAAGGGUGCUAACAUCUUGUUAACAGAAAAUGGAGAUGUUAAGCUUGCAGACUUCGGUGUUUCAGCUCAAAUCACUGCAACUAUAAGCAAAAGGAAAUCGUUUAUUGGAACUCCAUAUUGGAUGGCCCCAGAGGUUGCUGCUGUCGAAAGGAAAGGUGGAUACAAUCAGCUUUGUGAUAUAUGGGCUGUUGGAAUCACAGCUAUUGAAUUAGCAGAAUUGCAGCCUCCCAUGUUUGACCUUCAUCCAAUGCGGGCUCUGUUUCUCAUGUCCAAAAGUGGAUUCAAGCCACCAACCUUAAAAGAUAAAUCGAAGUGGACACAAAACUUCCAUAAUUUUGUAAAGUUGGCAUUAACUAAAAAUCCCAAAAGAAGACCUACUGCAGAUAAGCUUUUAAUGCAUCCAUUUGUAGCUGCAGACCUUCCAAAGUGGUUAGCGAUUGAGCUCUUACAAAAAGCUCAUAAUCCACAACACUCGUAUCCACCCGAGCUAGAGAUUGAUGAGGAAGGUGCUGUCUCUAAUGUUCCUCAACGAAUAACUUCUAGAACACCGACACGUCCUAAGCAGAGAACAAAAUCAGAACUACACAUGGAAUCUGUAAACUUUGAACCUCCUCUAGUCACAGAGCUGAAUGCAGAGCCGCCACCAGCCCGGUACCCUGCUGCUGGUCAGCCAUGGGACCCUGCAAUGGAGGAAGGAGAUAUCAGCUUAGACAACAAUGAUGUUGCUGAGAAUUGGAUGGAGAGUGAUCCAGAUACUGAAGUCAAAACCAAUCUGACCUGGACCCAGUCACUGCCUGGAGCUCGGAGGGGCCGAAGGUGUCGCAGGAACGACGACGCAAAUGGUUCAAAUGAAAAUGGUGGCUAUCUGAGACUACUUGCUGACAGUGAUAGAGACUAUGCAAAUUUACCUCCCAUGUCUUUUUCUUACCAUGCUGACAUGACUUAUUUAGAAGCACACAUCAAUGCCCCUCAGAUUCCUAUUUCACGACAUACAGAAGCGAAUAGGGAGAUAGUACAUCAGGGAAACAUUCAUGGUCACUAUGCACACAGCUACUAUUCAAAUCAUGACUACAGACAGAGGGAACAAGACAAUGAAUAUUCAUAUCUUGAUGGAAACAAUGGCUAUCACUUGCCUGAUACUGACAAUAAUGACAUGACUACAUCAUUCAUUUUGAAGGAAGAGGAGAUACCUUACCAUGAUCCUACCUGUACAGUUACUAACUGUCAAAGACCCAGCUGUCUCAUACCAGACUAUACGGAUGAUACAACUAUUCCUUAUCAUUCAUUAGCCUCUUAUGACAAUGCUGACCCAGUUACUGAAAAACCAGCUAGGUCUCGAUCACGUUCAAGACACCACAAAAGACAUCGUCAUCGUUCAAAGAGUGAUAUGGGCUCUUUAAAUGCCUCCCAGCCAUCAUCUACAGCAUUCCGAGAUGGGCAGGAAGCCCAUUCAUCUGCUGAAGGGAUACCAGAUACCCUUAGGAAGGAGAGACGGCCUCUUUCAGGCUCAGAUGUUCUACGAAUGUCUCCAAGGAGCCUAUUGCAGUAUAUUGAUGAAGAGUUGAGAAUGAGGGGGCACAGCGAUCGUCUCUCUGACUUGGACGUGGACAUGACCUACUCCUCGCAAGCUACCUUACCGGUGGGAUUGGAUGAGACCUCUCUUAGUGAAGCUAGUCAGGCCUUAGAUGAGGCCAAUCAUAACAGGUACAGUCAGUCUUCGCCAUGUCGGGAAAGAGGACAUGCUCGAAGGCAUUCUAGUGCAGAUGCUCACCAAGAAGAUGGAGAGGAACUCACGGAUCAAACUGCAACCUUAACUUUAACGCCAGGAACUUCUCGUGCUCGUGCUCAAAGUGAUAGUCAGCAUAAUAGAAGACGAGAUGCUACCAAAGAAAAUGGACAAGGAAGUGGAGGUGAGGAAGAUGGUAGUGGGACUCCUCCUGUCCCUCCUCGAAGGAAAGACAAAAGAAGACACAACACUCCCCCAAGACCUCAGUCCAAUGGUCUUCCACCUACUCCAAAAGUGCACAUGGGAGCUUGUUUUUCUAAGGUAUUCAAGGUUUGUCCUCUACACAUCCACUGUACUGCCUCAUGGAUACAUCCAGACACUCGGGAUCAGCAUAUCCUUAUUGGAGCUGAGGAGGGAAUAUACACCUUAAACCUUAAUGAAUUACAUGAAGCUGCCAUGGAGCAGUUAUUGCCAGCUAGAACCACUUGGAUGUUUGUGAUAAAAGACGUGCUCAUGACAAUAUCAGGAAAGGGUCCAUACCUGUAUAGACAUGAGUUAAUUGGUCUUCAUAAUCGUCACUUGCAUAAAUUUUCUUUACCUAUGAAUAAGAUUCCUGAAAAGUUUCUUCCUAGAAAGUAUGCAAUUACGACUAAGGUUCCAGACACAAAGGGCACCUUGAGAUGUUGUGUGGGCCGUAAUCCUUAUAAUGGCUACAAGUACCUGUGUGGUGCCACAAAUACUUCAUUGUACCUGAUGCAGUGGUAUGAUCCACUCAACAAAUUUAUGCUUCUCAAGCAAAGUGAGUGUUAUUUGCCGCAUCCAUUAAGAGUUUUUGAGAUGGUAAUAACGCCAGACCUAGAGUACCCAUUAAUGUGUGUAGAUGUAACUCGUAGUUACGGGACAGAGGACAUUCUCCGACACAACCUAAUCAACCUCAAUACGGGUACCACCUGGAUUCCUGAUGACGAUGAUGACAUGGAUGGAAUGGCUACUGUUAUUCCAAGACACAACCUCAAUGUAAAAAAUGUUACUCAAAUAGAAAAAGAUGCCAUUCUAGUCUGUUUUGGAAAUCUUGUAAGAGUAGUCAAUUUACAAGGGAGAAUAAAGGAAAGGAAAAAACAAACAUCUGAACUCAAAUUUGACUUCAAUGUAGAUUCUAUAGUAUGUUUAACUGAUAGUGUAUUAGCAUUUCAUGAACAUGGAAUGCAGGGACGAAGUUUCAAGAGUGAAAUAACACAAGAGAUUAUCGACAAUUCAAGAAUAUUCAGAUUACUAGGUUCUGACAGGCAUAUACGGGAUUCAUUUCAGCUGGACAAUGUUCCCAGAGUUAUCUCGGUUGCUUCCCGAUAGCACUCUCUGAUCAGCUGCAGAAACAUGGAAGUACGAGAUAGCGAACAAGGCGUCAACCUUUAUGUUCUUGCCGGACAUGAAAAUAGUUACUGAGGAGUAAAUAAGCAUAAGCGUCUACAAUUAUUACAUAAAGUCUCCUGAGGAUAGUUGAGUAAGCCAUAGUCCGAUUAUUCAAAAAUCAUGUUUUGUCCUGUUUUGUUUUUAGGGUAUUCAUACAGAUGUUGGCAUGUUACAAAUUUAUUUAUUUUUGGCAUGCAU